AUGGCGAAUUUGGGCUGUGAGGACGUCCGGGGCCAGGAGCGGGAGAGUUUUCUGUACUUCGCCUACGGUAGCAAUCUGCUGACCGAGCGGAUCCACCUCCGAAACCGGUCGGCCGCGUUCUGCUGCGUGGCCCGCCUGCAGGAUUAUAAGCUUGACUUUGGCACUUCCCAAGGCAAAACAAGUGAAACUUGGCAUGGAGGUAUAGCCACCAUUUUUCAAAGUCCUGGCGAUGAAGUAUGGGGAGUAGUAUGGAAAAUGAACAAAAGCAAUUUGAGUUCUCUGGAUAAGCAAGAAGGGGGUAAAAGUGGAACAUAUGUCCCAAAAGAAGUUAAUGUUUAUACUCAAGAAGGAAAAGAAAUAACCUGUCGAAGUUAUCAGAUGAAAAAUUAUGAGAGUGCUCCACCAUCCCCCCAGUAUAAAAAGGUCAUUUGCCUAGGUGCAAAAGAAAAUGGUUUGCCACUGGAGUAUCAAAAGAAGUUAAAUGCAGUAGAACCAAAUGACUACCAAGGAGAAGUCUCAGAAGAAAUUGAAGACAUUAUCAAAAAGGGAGAAACAAAAGUUCAUUAG
Molecule: messenger RNA, 567 nt
Organism: Neomonachus schauinslandi (Hawaiian monk seal)
Lineage: Eukaryota; Metazoa; Chordata; Mammalia; Carnivora; Phocidae
Product: gamma-glutamylcyclotransferase-like
Molecular function (GO): gamma-glutamylcyclotransferase activity
Source: RefSeq, a predicted model, not a curated record